UCGGGGGCCUGAAAGCUUUCGGUGCUGGCCAAAAUGUUUGUUGUUGUUGUUGUUGUUGUUUUUAGACGGGUUAGCCACGCGUGUGCUUGUGUGUGUGGUGUCUCUGUUUUGGAUCUCGGUGUCUCUGUGAUUCCGCUGCUGCUGCUGCUGCUAGUGCUGCUCUGCUCUGCUCUGCUAUCAACUCCGAAUCCGAAAAAUCCAGUUCCAGUUUAUCCCCAGCAGGCAGCAUGUGCGGACGUAGUGCUGCUCCUGCUGCCACAUUUUCUUAUCGCGUUCGCGUGCUUUCCACCUGAGCAUCCGCCGGCUUAUCGUGUUUGUUUAUCGAACGCAGAUUGAAAUCGGAAACUCCAGAUAUCGAAGUUAAUUUCUGUGAACAGUGUUUGUCCAAGAUCAAUUAAAGACAUCAUAAAAUUCCAUAACGAAAGGAUAAUGUGCUUUAAAGUGAAUUUUAAUAGUGAAAUAUUGUUAUAAAGUUCUCAAUCAAAAUACAAAUACAUCUGGCGUACGUCGACAAGGCAAAUUUUAUCCCACGGUUUCGUAAAAUGCAUUUCGAGUCACAAUAACACUUCCACCGAUUUACACCCCGAAUUGCGUUGAUCUGAAUCUUUAAAAAUGGGCGAUACUCUAGACGAAACGCCGCCCGCGCGACGCGACAAACCGCAGACAUUGAACAUUGGUCAUGAGGAGGAGGGUAUCGCCUCCGCAUCCGCUACCACACCCUCAUCCUCCAUCGUUAUACCCGCUUCCCGAAUACCACGGAAUCGGCUACGUCACGCGGAUCGGGAUCAGAUACGUGAUCACUCGAGCGACGGUCUGGUUUCGAGUGGCGAACGCCGGGACGAAUUUAUGGGCCUCGAUGCCCAGCCGCGUCGCGAGAGUUUGAAUAGUUGUGAAGCCGGCAGUCCAAUGGCCAUGUCCUCCAGUCCUGGCAAGGCGGGAAGGCUCAACAGUUCCAGGUACCCGUCCGGCGCCACUGGCGGCGGCAUCGGCGUCAGUGUCCUGGGUGGUCUGGUUGGCACCACCACCCGCAAGUGCGUCCUGACGCUGGACGGGUACUCCUAUGUCAUAGUUGCCAGCACGCCGGAGAGUUUGCCCAGCAAGAGGGACGAGGCAAGUGUUGGGGCGGGCACCACUGGCGGCACAAGUGGAGCGGCAUCUAGCAGCAGUGGUGCAGCAAGCGGUGGAGCAAGUGGUUCAGGUGGACCCACAACUGGAGCUGGAGCUGGAACUGGAGGAGCAGGUGGUGUCAGUACGCCAGCACAAGAAGCCGUCAGCCCGACGGUCUCCGAGCUCAGUGGCAGCGGCACAAAUGCGACAAUAAAUGGUCAAGUGGCAAGACACGGCUCACUGACGAUUAUCCGACGCACAAAUAGCCGCAAUUUCACCCAAAACGACCCCCAACUGGCAUCGCCCUCAACCACCGCCUCCAGCAGCACAGUCCCAGGAAUUGGCUUAGCCCAGACGCCGCUCAGUGAACCUCUUGCCGAGCGGCUGAGUUUCCGUUCCGGUAGCAACGGAUCAGCGUCCGUCGGCGAUAGCCGAUCAAGCAAUCAGGGCCCAUACUGUGGACCAUCCGCCAACGCCAACGCCGCCAACGUAAAAAUGCAGCCAUCAUCGCCGAAUGCCACCAACUAUACGGCCGACAACAUUCAAAUCACGUCGGUCAAUUUAUCGCAAACCGAAAUUGUCGCGGGUCGCGAUUCGACGGACUAUACCACCGUGCAUUCGCUUAACGCCGGUGCCGGCACUUCGUUCCUGCGUGGGGAAACCGAUAAUCCGCAGGAGUCCGGACACUCCUUCGAAACGACUUCGAAUACAUCGUUCGUUGCCGGGCAAUGGGAUACGGAGAGUUUGCCGCCAGUCGACACGCCAGAUGCCCUUAACAAAGCGGCCGGGAGAAUACGCAGUCUUCUCCGCCGCAUGGAUCAUGAGACCGUCGCUUACGAGGAUAUGCAGCGCAAUCUGCAUUAUGCGGCUCGUGUACUCGAAGCCGUCUUCAUUGACGAAUCAAGAAGCCCCACAACAGGUAAAACAAAGUUGGGGCAGAUUGCGUCCUCAUCCGUUGAGAGCGAAGAAGAGGGCUGCAAUGGCAAUUGCAAGAAUCUGAACUGCAGUCGCCACAGCCACGGCCGGGAUGACCAGCAGCAGGAUAACAAUAACUCAAAUAGCAGUUGUAGCCUGCAGGAGGGUGCUCCUGGGGGAGCAGGUGCAACACAAGCGGGUGACAACCAAGACAGCAUAGAAAGUCGCACCAAAGGCGUUUCCCUCGCACCGCAGACACAUAGUGGACCAACAGGUCCUCCAGCCUCGACAGAAACUAGCUCUGCCACCCCACCUGCCUCCAAAUUGCAGCCAGCUCUUGAAACCGUAAGAGAAUCAGUGAUGGAGGAGAGUCCAUUGAAAGACCCGGGGGAAAAGGCAGCACCGCAGCCAACCCCGGAACCAAGUGCCAAGGCGGCGGAGAGUUCACUGACCAGUGGCAGCGGCAGCAGUGGCAGUUGCAGUAACCCAGCGACCGUGCACCGGCAACGGCGCCUAAGGACACCCACCUGGGCCAGGUCCAUGUCGACGAACAAAACGCGCCUGGCGGAUGAGGACGAUGAGCUGUCGGAGGUGCAGCCGGAUGCAGUGCCUCCGGAAGUGCGCGAGUGGUUGGCCUCGACCUUCACCCGCCAAAUGGCCACCAGCCGUCGCAAAAGCGACGAGAAGCCCAAGUUCCGCUCGGUGGCCCACGCCAUCCGUGCGGGCAUCUUUGUGGACCGCAUGUACCGCCGCGUCUCCAGCUCGGCCCUCACGGCCUUCCCACCGGACGUGGUCAGGCUGCUUAAGAACCUGGACGACUGGACAUUCGACGUGUUCGCCUUGACGGAGGCGGCCAGCGGCCAGGUGGUGAAGUACGUGGCCUACGAGCUGUUCAACCGCUAUGGGUCGAUCCACAAGUUUAAGAUUGCGCCUGGGACCCUAGAGGCAUUCCUUUACCGUGUGGAGGAGGGCUACUGUCGGUAUAGGAACCCGUACCACAACAACCUGCACGCCGUGGACGUGAUGCAGACGAUCCACUACUGCCUGUGCAACACGGGUCUGAUGAACUGGCUGACGGACCUGGAGAUCUUCGCCUCGCUGCUGGCUGCCCUGCUCCAUGACUACGAGCACACGGGAACCACCAAUAACUUCCACGUGAUGUCGGGAUCGGAGACGGCACUGUUGUAUAACGAUCGGGCUGUCUUGGAGAACCACCAUGCCAGCGCCAGUUUCCGACUACUUCGCGAGGAUGAGUACAACAUCCUGUCGCAUUUGUCGCGAGAAGAAUUCCGCGAGUUGCGCGGUCUCGUUAUUGAAAUGGUUCUGGGCACCGACAUGACCAAUCACUUCCAGCAGAUGAAGGCCAUGCGCCAGCUGCUGACGCUCCAGGAGGCGACCAUUGACAAACAGAAAGUCCUGUCCCUGGUACUCCACUGCUGUGACAUUUCGCAUCCCGCGAAGCAGUGGGGUGUUCACCAUCGCUGGACGAUGCUCCUGCUGGAGGAGUUCUUCCGACAGGGUGACCUGGAGAAGGAGCUGGGCUUGCCUUUCAGUCCGCUGUGUGAUCGCAAUAACACGCUGGUUGCCGAGUCGCAGAUCUGCUUCAUAGACUUUAUCGUGGAACCUAGCAUGGGCGUCAUGUCUGACAUGUUGGAGCUGAUCCUGGCCCCCAUUGCGCCGUUGAACAAAUCCAAGCCAUCGACCUUAGUGGAGCACGAGGCGACGACCUCGUCGGUUGUUAUCCCUCCCUCCGGGAUCACACCAAGCAUGGAUAAGCCUCAAAGUCGCACCGAGGCCAAGACCACCGCUGCCGAGUGUCUCGCCCGCAAGAGUGUCACUGGCACCACUGGUUCCAAGUUUAACAUACCGAAGCCGUGGCUAACCUGUUUGGUGGAGAACAAGCGGAUUUGGAAGGAGCAGGCCGUUAAAGAUGCUGAGGCCCGAGCUUUGGCCACCGCCGCAGAAGAAGCCGCAGCCGCGGCAGCAGCGGCGGCGGAAGAGGAAGAAAACAAGCCAGCUGCGGCGGAAGCGGAAACGGAAACGGCCGAUGGCGAGCAAACUGAGGCAACGGCGGAGCCGGCAGAUGGCGCGACCGCCUAAAUCUGGCACAACGCCACCUGUCGGGCGACAGCAAAAAAAAAACAGAAAACAAAAUACAGAAGGAUACUUGGGAACGAAUACGGAUUGUUAUACUGAAAGAAACUGUGGAACGAACGGCUCCAAGGAAAUUAAUUUACUAAGCUUAGAAGCAGCCUAGAAUACUAAUAACAAACCGCUUCAGAUGCGCUCUCUAUGUGAAUUGUGGUAGAGUUAGACUAACGUACAUCAUCUAUAUAGGCUUAGUUGCGGUACAUUAAUAUAAAUGUAUAAAAAUACUGUAUACUUUGUUGUUGCAAGCGGGAAAACAAAACAAGAGAAAACUUAAGAAAAUAUUAGGGCCAAGCACAAAAAAAAACAAACAAAAAAAAAAGAGUAGAUGUAAAUAGCGAAGAGUUCAACUGAAAUUUGUUGUGAAUUUGUUGGUUCGUUGCGAGCAUUUAUACCUAGACUUGACUUGAGUUGUACUUGUCUUUUAUUAGUUUUAGUCAAAUGUGGAAUUUAUUGUAUGAUUUCUAUAAGUUCGAUGUAUGCAAUUUCGUUCUAAUUAAAUACAUAUAUUUUUGUAAACCUUUCCAUUUAUUAUUUUCAACUUGUUUAUUUUUGUGUGUUGUUUGCAUUUACCAAGCAUUCGAAUUGCUCAAUUUAAAGAGUGGUUUUCGCAAAAGGGACGACAGGCUCUUCUAGGGCUGUCUAGAUAUUAAGUACCUAACUAAAAACUAAACCAAAAAAUACCUGACAACUUAGCUAUACGACUUGUAUAUACUCUCCACUAACCCCUAACAGACUUUCCCUUAAACCCAAAACGAAAGCAAAGGAUUUCUAAAACUUUCCACUCCACAAAUGCACAUAGCUACCUAUACGAGGAUAUUUAGGAUAUUUAAUAUGUAUUUUUAAGGAUAUAAUAGUCACGUUUCUACAAACAUAUUUAUUUUUAUACAUGAGAGUGCGGGACGGAAAGUGAAAGGUCGAGGAAGAGGACGAGGGCUUGAGUCACAGGAGGUUUUGAUUUCGUUUCGUUUCGAUUUUCUUUUCUUUAACCAACUUAAAAUGUUUUCAAACGUUUUUCAAAAUGUCUGAUAGCGGGACCAUUCUUUUAAGAUUUACCACUGCUCUUUACCAUUUGAGCAGGAGCAAGGGCACGAAACAGGGGAAAACCAACCGGAAAUGAAGAGAAAGCGAAAUUGUCAAAGUCAAAGGGCAGUGGUAAAAGUGCUUAGCAGUAAGGUACCAAAUUAUCAGCUGAAAUUGGGAUCAUAGCUUUAUUAAGGUAGUCGAUAAAUGUACGAAAAAAUACGUGGUGCAGAUGUGUAUAGCGAAGAGAGGCAGCAUACUAGCAUGUCUACUAGUACUAGCCACAAAUUAAAAACAAACACAAACAGAAAACAGAACAAACGUACACAGCAGAUUAAUCUACUCCUAACCAUUAAUGGGAUAAAUAUAGCGAAAGAAUAUCUAUUAUGUGAACGUAAAUAUUAUUAAACAAACAAUGUAUGUUAAUGUAUAUCAAACUUGAACGCUCAAAGCGAUGCGCAUAUAUACAUAUAUUGUAUAUCGUAUAAAUAUAGCGACCUCUCUAAAAAUCUGUACAAAGUCCUGAUUAAUCUAGCGUUAGUUGCUGUAACACAGGCUGCAGACCCUCAACCAAAAGCAAAGUUGUUAUUUAUCUCUGUUGGAAAACUAAGCAAAAUACAGAAAUACUAAUCGAACGUAUGCAUAUGGAUAUAUAUGGGGUUUACGAUUCAAUGUUAUUAGCAAAAAGUAGUAGUAGUAUCAUAAACACACAUAUUAUAGUUCCAGCCGAUGUGCAAGUUUGUUACCAAGAAUUUUUGGGAUGUUAAGUCCUAUUAAGUCCCUUAGCUGAUGAAACAACAUGGAAUAUAAACACUUGCGCAUACAAUAUAUAAGUUGAAAGCAAUCAUUACAUUUAAAUAAUAUAAACUAUUUAAAUAUAAACCCCCUAAUAAAAAUAUAUAUAUAAAAUAAAUACAUUUUGUGUAAAUACCACUUGCACAGGAUGCAAAAAUAUGUAGAAUAUUAGCAGAAUGCACUUCUAACUAAAAGAUAAACCUAAUAAAAUAGCCAACCCACACCACCCACAGAAAAUAACAACCAAAACCGAAGUCACAUAUAUUACUGAGAUCUGUAAAUAACUUUGUUUCAUCUGUUCAUUUCUAGACCAGUUAUUUAUAUAUCGAAUAAGCAAACUAAUUGUGUACUUUACAAGUUUUCGCAAAACAAAAUCCUACUAAUGAAACGUUUUUAAUUUUCCUACUAUGUUAAACUCAACAUUUAAUAUGCAUAAACUAACGGCGAUGGUAAAAAAAAACAAUGCAAAAAAAUAUUUGAGAAAAAGGAUUAUGGCUGAGAUGUAUGCUUAUUACGAAAUACUUUCAAGUAAAUUAUAAUAACACCAUAUGACUUUUAAUAUACUAAUAAAAAUUCUUAUUAAACCUAA
Molecule: messenger RNA, 6577 nt
Organism: Drosophila eugracilis
Lineage: Eukaryota; Metazoa; Arthropoda; Insecta; Diptera; Drosophilidae
Gene: Pde1c
Product: calcium/calmodulin-dependent 3',5'-cyclic nucleotide phosphodiesterase 1
Biological process (GO): signal transduction
Molecular function (GO): 3',5'-cyclic-AMP phosphodiesterase activity
Source: RefSeq, a predicted model, not a curated record